This is a messenger RNA of Acanthocheilonema viteae, 684 nucleotides long. The record is from the annotation of a GenBank genome assembly. NCBI's taxonomy places the organism in Eukaryota, Metazoa, Nematoda, Chromadorea, Rhabditida, Onchocercidae.
AUGUAUUUGAUAGUAGUAGUUGUAUGGUUUACUACUUCAUUGACGUUAUGCUCGGGUUUCACGCAGUAUAUUAUGUCUGGCGGUCAAGCGUACGGUUUUAUAACGGAGCUUUUAUUUGAUGUUUUCUCUUCGAAAGAACUGCAUUGUUUCUACGAAAAUUUUCUGCUGUACAGCGAUAUAAGUAUUUCUAUUCGAGCUUUUGAUACUGAAUCGCAAUUGAUACAUAUGCGAAUUAGAUCACCGAGCAAAAAUAUUAGUAAGUGGUAUGAAGGGAUCGAUCAAGCGCAAUUUGCCGGAAUGUUACGCGAAGAAGGCGUAUAUGAAAUUUGCACGAAAGUAAACUUAGCAAAUGCACGACACGUACGUUUAAUGUUGGUCAUCUACGCUCAUCAUCGAGGAACAAAGAACAAGGCUGAGAGACUUAAAAAACAACACCAUGAAUCGACCGAAAAUAUGAAUGAAUCAAUUAACCGUUUGAGAGAAACGAUAACUUCUUCAGCACUUGCACUGAAGCAAAUGAAAUCAACAAGUGAUAUACAUUUGCAAAUUAAAAAUGCCAAUAACAUUGAUAUGUUUUCGUCAAUACAAACAAUUGUUAUUCUAUGCACAGCGGCUGUGCAAAUUCUUGUUAUUCGAAAAUUUUUUUCCAACACUCGCUCUCAAAAAUUUGUUGUUAUUAAAUAG